AUGAAACGAAAAAGAGGUCCUACUAAGUGCAAAGAUAUUUGGGCUUUGUCGAGGGGUGAAAAAUUUCAUAUCAGGGUCAAUACUCAGGGACAACCCGUUGGUAAAAAUGUUAAAAAGUUGACCACUUUUUUGGGUACUUUAGCGAGGAAUGGAGCUUAUGCUCCUCUUAGGUACGAGGAUUGGAGGAAAAUGCCAAACUAUUACAAAACUGAAAUGUGGGAUUUGGUACAGGAAAAAUUUGACAUUGACCCAUUCGUUGAACCUUGGAUAUCGAGUUCCUUAAGUAGCAAGUGGAGGAAUUUUAAGUCUUCUGUGAAAAGGGAUUGGUUUCAAUGUAAAGAGCGGGACGAAAGGGUAUCUGAUGAUGAUUGGGCAUGGCUAUUACGAUAUUGGAGCACAGACAAAGCUUUGAAAAAGGAAGUGGUGGGCAAGGAAAAUAGGGGCAGAGUGCUAUCAGCACACACCUUGGGUUCCAAAAGCUAUGCUUGCAAGAGAGACGAGAUGGCGGAAUCUAGGCCGGACAAGUCUGAGCCGACUAGAGCCGAGGUUUAUGUUGCUGCUCAUGUGCGCCCGAAUGGGACUCCAUUGAAUGACAAAGUUGCAAAGGUUAUUGAAAGGAUCAACGAAAAGAAAACUCAAAUAGAGCCUUCUCAUCAUGAUAGUCCUGGACCGCAUGACAUACUAUCACAAGCACUAGGAGAGGACAAAUAUCAUCACUCGAGAACAUUUGGAUUAGGUUCAGGUUGGGGCGUGAAGAAUUCUCGUGUGUCAAUAUUAAAGAAAGCAUUAGAGGCUAAAAGAAAUGCAGAAGAGAAUGCGGAAAAGAUGAAAGGAGAGCUGCAGGAGGUGAGAGCGGGACAAGGAAAAAUCAUGACCUUGCUGCAUAAACUUCAUCCAAAUGUGAGCAUUGAUGAAUUGUUAGACUCAACAACACAGGUACGUCUUUUUUUUUUAAUUUAGUAAUUUGAAACAUUAUGGAUUACAUUUUUUUCAUCAACAUAAUUGUAUGGGUUUGAGUUGUAGGACCAUGUAGUCAUCGAGUCAGAAGGUAAUGGAGAUGAAAUGAGUCCGACUGGAUUUGAGGGAGAAGAGGUAAACUUAGGGAGGAGUCCACUGCUUCCUAUGUUGCAAGAUAUAACUCCACGUAGAACUAAUAGUCAAUUAAAUGAGGUUACACCAAAUCAAAUUCUUCAAACUUAUCUGCCUCAUUACAAUGGCUUAUCAUCUGAAGUGAAUUCUUCUGUUAUAAAAAACACUUCCCAAAGGGUACCAAACAAGACAUUUUCAUUUUUGGAUUAUAUGCUGGAUUCAUCGCAUGAUGGUGGUUCCUCUAGCCAACAACAGGGAUUAGAAUUUGCAAUAUUGAAGAGCUUGCUAAGUCCUGAAGUUAAUGUGGCUUAUGCUAAUAUCGUAAUUAAGGAUCCAAAGGGUUGUGUAGCUGGCCAAGAAUUGGGUCGUGGAUUUUAUGAAGUAUUUGUUCACGUCGCCUUUAAGAGCGACGAGCCUUUAGUACGACCAUAUGGAAGUUUUCAUACACUUGGGGAUGUGGUUGGAAGGAGUAUCGCUUGGCCAUCAUCUUUGGUAACAGAUCACAGUGACGGAUACUCAAUCAUUUUGAAGCUGCUCGAUCAUUAUGAAGAUGUUUGCUUGGAUAUUAGUUCUAAUAAGACCAUCUUGUUUUGAGUGUUAGUUUUUUUAUAUUGGAAUUGAUCCAUUAUUUUACUUUGUUUGAACGUAUUGAGGUCAGCACACAAUUUGCACAUUUUGAUGUUAUGGAUUUAAUAGUAUUUUUUAGUAUUUUCUA
Molecule: messenger RNA, 1804 nt
Organism: Linum tenue
Lineage: Eukaryota; Viridiplantae; Streptophyta; Magnoliopsida; Malpighiales; Linaceae
Source: the annotation of a GenBank genome assembly